This is a messenger RNA of Ooceraea biroi (clonal raider ant), 1876 nucleotides long. RefSeq lists its product as uncharacterized. Lineage: Eukaryota; Metazoa; Arthropoda; Insecta; Hymenoptera; Formicidae. The record is from RefSeq and is a predicted model, not a curated record.
CUUAAGUUUGUCUACUUACUUAGGAAACACCCUGUAUAGUAGCUAUAGGUGGGGGUGUGACGUCACGUCGGCGGCAGUGGCGUAGCACCGCGGGGCGCGGAGCAUUUCGCGUAACGCGGAGCAGUAGCGUAGCGUUACACUAAAUAACAAAGAUGUAUUUUAGAUAGAGUCCCUUAAUAAUUAAGGCUUAAUUGAUAAACCUCAAUUCUGCCAUUUUCGAUCCCACUAGAAACUAGAUCAGGUGCGAAUCCACGAUGUCCAUACUCUAGGACUUGAGGUUCUCUAGUGAUAUCUAGCAGUGUUUCCUGGAACUAUUUUUCAGAAUAGUUUCAACAAAAUCUGGUGGAUAGCGCCACGGUCUCGUGUCGCGCGUCAGCUAUCUAAGGCUAAUAUUUCAUGUGUCGUACGACAAGCUUUUUGGACGCUCCGAUUGGCUGGUAAUGAGACAUAUUUGAGGUAUUUCUAGCGUCAGCCAAUCGAAAUGUUCAAAAAGCUUGUCGUACGACAACAUGAAAUAGCAGCCUAACGCUUUUCGAGGCACUUCGCGGCGUGCCGUCCAAUUCCUUCCGUGGUAGGGUAUGCGUCGCGGUUAUUUUAAUGUAAACUUUCAUAUUCUUAGGUAUAGUUAUCGGUUUUGCUAUUUAAGUUUUUACUAUUCUAAGCCCUGCGGAGGCUGAGUGAUGUGAGGAGCUGAUUUCCUUGUGAUAAUCUUUCAUGAUUAUAUAGGCCGUAUUCGUUUAUAAUUCACAGCCUUGCGAAGGCCGAGCGAUAAUUUUUCUAUAAUAAUCUUUAUGUUACUUCAUUAUUUAAAUACGUCGCUACGGUAAAUUCAUAUUCACAUGUACAGUUUUCAAUACGUAAGACUUUAUUACUCAAAGCCUUGUGAAGGCUGAGCGACGUGACGAGCUGAUCUCUUUGCGAUAAUCUUUUAUGAUUAUAUAGAUAGUAUUUGAUUAAUUUUUCAGCGUUUAAAACGAAGCCUCAUUUAUUUUACAGUUUUUAGUUAUAUACGAUUAAAUAUUUAAUUUGAAAUGAGGUAAUUCAAAUGUAAACGAGCAAUACUGCAAUUAGUCUAAGACAUAUGUAAAUUUGUAUCUGACACACUAUAGUCUUAAGACGUAACCUGUACAUACCAUGAUCGGCAUAGUCACUCGCUGUAUGAUCUUCGGAUCGAAGCGUGCCUAUUGGCUAAUAAAAAAAAGUCAGCUAUCUCGAAUAGAGUCCUAAAUAAUCAGAGAAGCGCAAUCGUUACCCCCUCCAUGCUUCCCAUGGUCGCCAUGUUGGGCCCGCAGCUGUCCAUAUGUACACAAACGCAGCUUGUCUAUUUCGUGUAAGUAGGUUAUGCAGAAACGUUGUAAUUUUAAUUCUGAACUUGUAGCAACGUUAAAGAGAAGUUAAAGUUUCGGAAUAUCACAUUAAAUUGAAAAAUGGAGAUCAAUUUGGAGCUGGCUCUUUUUAAUAAAGGGGAACAACAAUAUAAUAAGGCUCAUAAUAUAUCUAUUCACGAAUCAAAUUCUACAAAGAUUUAUUCUAUUCAAGAAAGACAUUCAAUCCCUUCUAUACUGGUUCCCAAAGUAAAAUGUUGUACAAUUGAUGAACUGAUAUUACAGUGUAACAAAGCAUCACAAGUUAUUCAAGACUUAACAAUUGAGCGUAAUUUAGGCUUGCAGCAGUUGCGUAAGAUGUUCAGUAAGAUUGUCCAAAUGGAGAAGGCAUUGCGAAGAUUACAGCCUACUGUCACUAAAAGGAAUUCCAAUAAGUAACAAAGAAAAUGUUGACAAAUCUAAUUAUUGUGUCACUGUUUAGAUAUAUUUAGGAUAAUUUUAUAAUAAUAUAUUUUAUAUCAUAGUUGUAAUAUUUUCUUUAAAAUAAAUGA